AUGGCCGCCGUCACGGAGCUGGAGGGGCUGGAGCCGCCGUGCUCCUGCUGCCUGCAGCUCUUCGCGGAGCCCGUAAGGCUCCCGGGCUGCGGCCACAGCUUCUGCCGGGGCUGCAUCCUCCGGUACUGCGGGCCUCAGCACGAGCUGGCCGCGCUGCUCAGCCUCAUCCCGCGGGAGCUGGAGGAAGAGUCGGAAACACAGGAGGAGCAUGGAGCUGCUACCUGCAACGGCCUGAGCUCGGCGGGGCGGGGACGUGGGGAGAAGGAGGAAGAGAUAUGGGAGAGCUCCAAGCAACAAGAAAUAGCUGCAGAGACCAUUCACCUGUUGAAGAAAGAUCUCAAUAAAACAAGGGGUCAGUCAAAGAGCACAUUGGAUGGGGUGGAAUAUACAUCUCAGAUCAAAAGCCAGAUUAUUAAAGAUUUCUGUUGCAUGAAGGAAUAUGUUGAAAGACAGGAGAGAAACACACUGAUGUUCAUUGAACAACAGCAAAAAGCUGCUCAACAGAAAAUUGAAGAGACUAUUCACCAGCUCACACACAUCAAAGCCCAAACUAGAGACUUAUGUGAGAGGCAGAGGCACGAAGGCUCACCUUUGACAAUAAAUAAAAUUACACUUGAUGAAAAGCUUAAUGUUGUCAAAAGUGCUGUAGAAGAUUAUCUUAAGAGAAAGUUGGAAAUUUUACUCUUGGAGAAUUAUGCUUAGCAUCUCCUACCAGUGCAUCCUCCAGACUUAGACCAGGAGCCAAGUGUCAGCUCAUCACCUCCAGAGCCUGCAGCUGAAAGUCCUGAACCAACCAUUUCCAGCCAGUUUUCUCAGUGGGCAGAUGAUGGGACUUUUGACUCCACAAGAGUACACGAGCGCUUGGCACUCCCAGCCCAGAACAGGAGAGUGAUGGUUUCCAGCCACCUGACCAGUUACAAACCAUCACCCAAAAGAUUCUGCAUCAGCCAGGUCAUGUGUUCACAGGGUUUCUCUACUGGGUGCCACUACUGGGAAGUAAUUACCAAGGACAGUGAUGGAUGGGCUGUUGGAGUUGCUCAUGAAAUGAUUGGUAAAAUGGACAAAUUGGGAAGGACUAAGCAUUCUUGGUGUGUAGAAUGGCUGGGUCCUAAAAAACAGCUGUCAGCAUGGCAUAAGAAUCAAGAAACAUUAUUGCACAAGGACAAACCACUGAAGGUUGGAGUUUUCUUGGAGCUGCAGAAGAAGACUGUGUCAUUUUACUCCAUUGCUGACAAAGAAAUGCUUUUGCACACCUUUGAAAUCAGUACCUCAGAUCCUCUCUACUCUGCUUUCUGGCUGUACACUCUAGAAAAAAAUGGAUCUUUAACUAUAAGUCAGCCAAACAGGAGAUAAAGCCUACUGGGAACAGGGACAAUUUUGCCAUGACUGCAGUUUCUAUAGAAGCCUCAGUGUUUAGCACAGGAGUGUACCAAGGAAUGAAUGCAUAACUACCCAGGCUUUCCUGGGAAUCAGCCACUGAUACUUCUGUCUGCUCUGCUUCUCUUCAUGCUGUGCUCUGGCCUAGCCAAACUUCAAAAGCAAUUUCAGCCUAUGCUAAAGGCAGUAACCACCCCUGUAGGAGUCAGGUGGGUUUCUCAAGCAGCUUUAAGUAGUCCCAGGAUAUUCCUAGUAAAGAAUGGACUAUGGAAGCUCUAAUGUUGGGGAUAAGCCUUUCUCAUUGACCUCAUUUUCCUAUAUUGAUAUAAAAAAAUAGAGAAGAACAGAUUAUGCCGUUACUUUCUGUGGAAGUGAGUUUUCUUUAAACAGAUCUGACUGAUUAAGGAAUGCUCAGAGGGUAAGAAUGUUACUGAUCUUGGGUAUGAAAAUCUUUCCCUUUAGGGUAGGCAGUAACUAUGAAAUAGGCUUUGGAUUUGAGGACCUGACAUUUUAGAGAGGUGUCCAGAAGAACAUCAUCUCCCCAAAACCAUAUUUUAGUCUUGCCCUGGCCAAAGGGUCGUCAGUCCUGGUGGUAGUGUGACCAUGGGCAUGCUUAUGGAAGCAGAUGUUGGGGUGUGUUUUUACCAGCUAAUAAAUCUUGUGGUCACUUUAGUGCCCUUUUAAAGGGCCUGCAAACAGAACUCUGUCAUGGGAAGGACCAUCUGGUCUUGCCAGCGAGCCUGAGACAAAGCAGGAGGUUCUCAGUUGCCUGUGGGGGGAGAAGGAACCAGAGCUGAGGUCCCACAAAACCUACGGACAACUUGAUUUCUGAGAGAUCCACUGCUUCAUGCAGGCACACUGAAAACAGCAUUCCCAAGAAGCAAAAGCUUUUUCAGGAAGACUCUGGCAUUCCAGAAUUGACAAAAUAAAUAGUUUAUUGUGAAUAAAGCUUGUGGGAUUCAACU
Messenger RNA from Agelaius phoeniceus (red-winged blackbird), 2342 nucleotides. Lineage: Eukaryota; Metazoa; Chordata; Aves; Passeriformes; Icteridae. The record is from RefSeq and is a predicted model, not a curated record.